Molecule: messenger RNA, 2345 nt
Organism: Vitis vinifera (wine grape)
Lineage: Eukaryota; Viridiplantae; Streptophyta; Magnoliopsida; Vitales; Vitaceae
Product: aldehyde oxidase GLOX
Exons: 1
Coding region: 538-2166 (542 amino acids)
Source: RefSeq, a predicted model, not a curated record
GUGACAUUGGUGUAAUUAAUUACCACGCUUCAUGAAUUUUAAAUCUACAUGAUGGUGAAAUCAAGUGAUGCGAAUGCUUAAUCGGUAAGAAAGAAAUACACGAAAUGGCAAGUAACGCUUCUGCCCUCCUCUGCCGUCACAUUAGCUACCCUAUCCACUCGCAGAAACCAAAAGAAGAGCAGGUUGGAUACUAGCCACGUGGGGGCCCCCCACUCAUACCUAUUGUUUUAUGUUAUAUAAUAUUCCCUUCCUCAUGGCUUCAUCCUUUGCAAGGAUCACCCCACAACGCCUCACUCCAAAAAAAGAAAACAGACUCGAAUUUGAUGACGUGUCACCCCUGCUCGGACUGAUAUGGGAUCGUUCCAGCUCAUUAUCACUAUCUUAAUACGAGUAUCGUCCUCGUCGUCAGUGCUCAAAUCGACGGUUCACGUUCCUUCCCUCAUUCUUUGUCUUAUUGUGAGUCAUCCGUUACUUCAAGUGAAGUACAUGAACACUCUCUGCCACUGACUCGCUCGCUCACUCACUGCCCCACACUCAAUGGACCCUUCUUCUUCUCCUUCUCCUUGGAAAUGCGUUGUAUUCCUCUUUGCUUUCAUGAUCUUGGAUGCCGCCAUCGUCGCACUUGCAGAUCUUCCUGGCACAUGGGAACUCAUCGUUCCCAACGCCGGUAUAGCCUCGAUGCACACUGCCGUCACACGUUACGGCACGGUCGUCCUCCUAGACCGGACCAACAUUGGCCCUUCCCGGAAAAUGCUGCCUAAAGGCCAUUGCCGCUACGACCCAAAGGACGAAGUUCUCAAACGCGACUGCUACGCCCAUUCUGUCAUCCUCGACCUCAACACCAACAAAAUCCGCCCACUCAAGAUCCUCACCGACACCUGGUGCUCCUCCGGCCAGUUUCUUCCGGACGGCUCACUCUUACAGACGGGAGGCGACUUGGACGGUGUGAAGAAGAUACGAAAGUUCGUACCUUGCGGCCCACAUGGUUUCUGCGACUGGGAGGAGCUCAAAGACGUGGAGCUGGAAACAGGGAGGUGGUAUGCUACCAACCAGAUUUUACCCGACGGCUCUGUCAUCAUCGUCGGCGGUAGAGCCGCGAACAGUGUUGAAUAUUAUCCGCCAAGGAAGGGCGGCGCCGUGCAAUUGCCGUUUCUGAGUGACGUAGAGGACAAGCAGAUGGACAAUCUGUACCCUUACGUUCACCUUCUUCCCAACGGUCACUUGUUCAUUUUCGCCAAUAAUAAAGCAGUAAUGUACGAUUAUACUAGUAACAAAGUCAUGCUUGAAUACCCACCUUUGGAUGGAGGCCCACGAAACUACCCGUCGGCUGGUUCAUCGGUGAUGCUUGCUCUGGAGGGAGAUUACUCAAUGGCCAUAAUCGUGGUAUGUGGUGGAGCCCAAUUCGGCGCUUUUAUUCAGAAGAGCACUGACACCCCUGCGCAUGGUAGUUGUGGCCGCAUAGUGGCCACUUCGCCCCACCCGGUUUGGGAAAUGGAGGACAUGCCAUUUGGUCGGAUCAUGGGUGAUAUGGUGAUGCUCCCCACCGGAGAUGUUUUGAUCAUAAAUGGAGCCCAAGCUGGGUCUCAAGGUUUCGAGUUGGCUUCUAGCCCCUGUUUCUUCCCGCUUCUCUAUCGCCCAAAUCAACCGCUUGGGUUACGCUUCAUGACACUGACCCCGGGCACUGUGCCCAGGAUGUACCACUCCACCGCCAAUUUGCUGCCGGACGGCAGGGUGUUAAUCGCCGGAAGUAACCCACAUUACUUCUACAAAUUCGCAGCGGAAUUUCCCACCGAGUUGCGAAUCGAGGCAUUUUCGCCCGAGUACUUAUUUGCGGACAAAGCAAAUAUUCGUCCGGUGAUUGAUGAAUCGCCCGAAAUGGUCCGUUUCGGGGAGCAAUUUGAUGUGUUCGUAUCGGUUUCGCUGCCGGUUGUUGGGUCAAUGGAAGUGAACUUGGCAAGCGCUCCUUUUGCCACACAUUCGUUUUCGCAAGGACAGAGACUGGUGAAAUUGACCGUUAGUCCCACCGUGCCCGACGCUGAUGAACGUUACCGGAUUGUCUGUACAGCACCGCCGGGAGGGAAGAUCGCUCCGCCGGGGUAUUAUAUGAUGUUUGCAGUCAAUUUGGGGGUACCAAGUGUUGCACGCUGGGUCCAAUUGGUCCCAUAAGCCUCUUAAUUUUUUCUUCUUGUGACUUAUUAUCAUUAUUAUUUUAUUUUGCUCUUAAACGUCUCUAUCAGUCACGAGAUUUCAAAGAAAUGGAGGUGGGUUUGUCUGAAAAAGUAUGUUAAAUUUAUUAAAUUGUAAUGUCCAAUUUGCACAUAUCAAUCCAACUUUUAUUUUACCUA